Messenger RNA from Scylla paramamosain (green mud crab), 1048 nucleotides. Its product is annotated as COX assembly mitochondrial protein homolog. The record is from RefSeq and is a predicted model, not a curated record. The transcript has 4 exons. The coding region runs from base 67 to 441 and encodes 124 amino acids. Lineage: Eukaryota; Metazoa; Arthropoda; Malacostraca; Decapoda; Portunidae.
AUGAAGGUUAGCAUAGCGACACAUGAGUAGUUAGGUUCGCAGGCUUGCAGGUGAUGUAAACAAAUCAUGGCUGAGGAAGGCACGCAAUCUUUCCGUAAUGCCGGCGGCCCCCACGGCCUGGGUGACCCCGAGGACAGAACACUGAGGAAGGUGGAGAGAGAAGUGUGUAUUCCAAAGAUGAUGAGAGACAUUGCCAGACAGGAGAAAUGCACAGCUGAGGUGGAGGAAUUCACCAAUUGUUGCAAGGACUCGGGCCUGGCAAUGGUGGUGUACUGCCGUCAACAAAAUUCAACACUCAAAAGCUGCCUAACUAAAUGGUACCAGGAUGAGGAGUUUAAGAAGAGGUGUACAGAGGAGUUUCUAGCAGAGAGAAGCGAAUUCCGCAGGACAGGACUAACCAAGAAAGCAAGACACGCACUGGAGGAGGAAGCAAAAGGGUGACAAAUACACACACCCUAGUUCCUUGUAAUAUUGUCACUAUCACCCUGCCACCCUACACAGCCACACCCUGCUGCCCUCCUGCCUCACCUGCUCCUGAUAUCAUUGUUGUUAGCUGGAAUCUACCUGUCUAUCUAUCUAUCUAUUGGUCUAUCUGUAUUCUAGGCAGGUAAUCCCACACAGGCUGGCCCAGACAAGGCUUACACACACACACACACACACACUUAACCCAAUCAGCCCCCUAGUGGACCACCCUUCUACACCACAGCAAGGCCUCACAACACACACUGGUUCACCUCUGCCCCUCAUAAUCAGUUCCCUAUUCUGCACCUCCUCUAAUCCUGAGACCACAUUAAGGCUGCCCCCCCCCCCCCCCCAACACAUUUAAAACUCUACAUCAGUGUCUCAAAGCGUAACAAGACUGGUAAUAAGGAAAAUGAUAAUGGUAUAAAGAUAGUUUGUAUAUAUUGAUGUCCAAGAAUCUAUAGGCAGGUCAAGACUUAGGCUGUGUUGUCAGGUAGGGUUAAAUUAGAGAUUUAUUAAAGAGUUGUGUAUAUUAUGUUUGUUUUGUACGUUGAGUGCUUGUGAUGAUAAAGUAUUUUGACGUGAA